Schizosaccharomyces cryophilus OY26 is the source of this 2398-nucleotide messenger RNA. Its product is annotated as biotin-protein ligase. The transcript has a single exon. The record is from RefSeq and is a predicted model, not a curated record. The coding region runs from base 192 to 2105 and encodes 637 amino acids. NCBI's taxonomy places the organism in Eukaryota, Fungi, Ascomycota, Schizosaccharomycetes, Schizosaccharomycetales, Schizosaccharomycetaceae. Gene Ontology annotation, cellular component: cytoplasm. Gene Ontology annotation, molecular function: biotin--[biotin carboxyl-carrier protein] ligase activity. Gene Ontology annotation, biological process: protein modification process.
GGAAUGUGCUUUUAUGACAAUAACAUGGCAUUAGAGAUUGUAUUACUGUAAACUUCAUAAAGAAAAUUUGUGGGAAUUGAACUCAAUUCUGUACCAUAUAAUUGCAAGUUGAACAGCGUCUGGAAAUCACCUACUACCCAACACCACUGUACAUAUGUGAGCAACCAACCUUGGCAGCUUUAAUCAAAGCCAUGAAUGUUUUAAUUUAUAAUGGAAACGGUGCUUCAAAAGCAUGUUUAAGUCGGACUUUUCAAUGUCUUUUUCCAUUUGUGGUGCCACAAUAUUCUAUGCGAUAUGUAGACGCUUAUACUCUGGAGCAUGACCCUUGGACAGGCAAUACUGCUCUAUUAGUUAUACCAGGAGGUAGAGAUUUGGGUUAUUGCAGCUCAUUCAACGACAUCAUUUAUCGGAAAAUUAAAGAAUAUGUUCGUCGGGGUGGAAGCUACCUUGGUCUUUGUGCUGGUGGGUACUUUGCAUCAGCCAAUGUUGAUUUCCGUAUGCCUGACAAAGAUCUGAAUGUCAUUGGAUCAAGAAAGCUUCAGUUUUUUCCAGGUACUUGUGCCGGUCCUACAUUUCCUGGGUUUGCCUAUGAUAGUGAAGAGGGUGCGAGAGCCGCUCCUUUAAUAUUAGAGCAAAUGAAAGGAUCCAAUCCAACAACAACAACGACGCGCAUUUAUUAUAAUGGAGGUGGAUCAUUUGUAAACGCUGAGUCUUAUCCCAAGGUUCGAGUUGUAGCACGUUAUACCGAAGUGGAAAAAGAACGUUCAGCAGCAAUUAUCUAUAUACCCAUUGGUAGCGGGCAUGUCGUCUUGACAAGUGUUCAUCCAGAAUUCGGUUCUGACGGCAAUAAUAUACUGGAUGAAUAUGAUGAACCAAUGCGACUUGAACUCAUCGCGCAUAUACUAAAGCUUCUUGGGCUCAAAGUUCCUGAAAAUAUUUCAGAAUGCUGUGCUCAACCAAAGGUUACCGAUCAGUAUUUAAUUCCUUGCAAUGAAUCCACAAAUCGGUUAUUUGAUCGGUUUAAGGAAAACAAUCUUCACAAUACGCUCGAUGAUAAAACUUACAACUUUCACUUUAAAGAUCUCUCAGACCAUCAGGUUGUAUCAGAGUCGUCGACAUCUAAUCUUGCUUCAAUUGAUGAGCUAGGCCAAGAAAUGAAACCAUCUGUUUGUAUUUGCUAUGGUAAUGAGGAAGCUGAAUACGAGUAUACCAAGUCCCACUUUGAUUACAAACUGUAUUUAAUGAAUCUAAAAGAUUGUCACUUUGGAUCACCCAUUCUUAUAUCGCCCGUCAUUCGUUCUACCCAAACUCUCUUUGACAGAAAUCCCAAAUUUCUUGAAGGACUUCCUACCGGGUUUACUGCAUUUGCUAAUUACCAAACUGAAGGAAGAGGAAGAGGACAAAACAUGUGGGUUUCCCCUUAUGGAGUGCUUGCAUUUUCUUUUAUUAUAAACGUUCCAUCCCACAGUUUUAGCACAACUCCCGUGGCUCUAUUCCAAUAUUUGAUGGCCCUGUCCGUCGUCAAUGGGAUUCGAAAUUAUGGCCCCGGCUAUGAAGAUAUACCCGCAUUUAUUAAAUGGCCCAACGAUGUUUACGCAUGUGUCAAUGAAGGUGGACCUUUGUAUCCCAAAAAAAAAUAUAUGAAACUCUCAGGGAUCAUUGUUACAUCUACAUAUGAAAAAGAUGUCUUGCAUUUAGUCAUUGGAUGUGGAGUGAACGUGAGCAAUUUGGGACCUACGGUAUCCUUGAAUGCAUUAGUUGAUGAGUUGAACAAGCAUCAUCCAGAGAGAUCCUUAAAGCACUUCCAGUUUGAAAUUUUACUAGCUAAGAUUUUUAAUUAUUUUGAGCAUUAUUACUACACGCUUCUUCAAGAUGGGUUUGCACGAAUCUUGCCGGAAUAUUAUCAGCAUUGGCUUCAUAAUGAACAAGUCGUUAACUUGCCGACUGGUGAGAAAGCUAGGAUCAAAGGCAUCACUUCUGAUUUUGGCUUAUUGGUUGCUGAUCUUCUUACUGAUUCCGGAACGACCUAUGGCAAAAGUGUUUAUCUGCAGCCCGAUGGAAAUAGUUUUGAUUUGAUGAAGAACUUAAUCACAAAAAAGACUUAAAAGUCUACCUUUAAAAUCUAUCUAUAUAUAUGAUGUAUACAGUUUCAAUCUUUUAGGAUUUAAUUUGAUGAUUCCCCUGCCAGUUCCAAGUUUUAGUCCGGCUUGUUAACGAUGUUCAACAAUUCUUUCAGACUAAAUACUGGUUGAGAGCAGUGUAUUUUCUAAAUAACAAUUUUUGUUGCCCUUUUUCGACAUAGCUUACAUAAUGCCUACGAAUCAACUGCUAGAAAGAAAAGAGUUAGAUAUGUAAUAGACUUCCGAGAGGACAGAAGCCAUUUUUUCUCAGUACAAAG